This is a messenger RNA of Amoebophrya sp. A120, 616 nucleotides long. NCBI's taxonomy places the organism in Eukaryota, Dinophyceae, Syndiniales, Amoebophryaceae. The record is from the annotation of a GenBank genome assembly.
CUUUUUUCGUCUGAGAAAAAUGAAACAUGUCUUUUUUCGUCUGCGAGAAAAGACAACAGAUUUACAAUCGCCCGCGUGCUGUCACCAGCAUCUCUACUUUGAAUCUUCAGUGAUGCGCACCAGGAUGCUGCGAAAGCUCCUCUUUCUAUCUUGUUGGCCCACACUUUGGUGGGACCCAUCUGCCCCAGGAACUUCGCCAACGGUCGGCCUCCGUGUUGUCACCGCAGAAAACACUAAGCCGGGUGGACCAAAAGACAGCAGAAGCGGGACCACCGACCGCGUUGACACGCGCCCCCCUCCCGGACUGGAGAAGGAAGAAGACGUGGAGGAGAAGUAUUAGCCUUAUUGUCUUUCAAGUUGCACCUUUCGUGUUUGCUGUUGCUCGAUUGCGAUCACUUGCUCCAUUCUUUUACGUCAUAAUAUUUUUGAAAAACUCUACUGGUACUUACAACUGCAACAAAAAAAACAACAGCGUUUUGCUCUCCAGCCAUCAUUCUGGACCGGAGGAAUCGCACGCCAAACAACAACCUCUGGCCACGCGUAGUACUCAGCAAACGCAGCAAAACGCAGCAGGACGCAGCAAAAAAAAACCAAGUAGAAGAGCAGAAACAAGACG